AACCCUCUUCCCAUCUCUCUCUCUCUCUCUCUCUCCGAUGGCUGAAAAAGCAUCCCCCAUUUUCUUCUUUUUGUCUUUCGUCUUCCUCCUUUUCUCUUCUGUCAUUUGCAGAACCCACCCAAACAUCCCAAAAACCAUCAUGCUCGACGUCUCCGCCUCCCUGCAACGGACCCAAGACGCCAUAUCUCUCGACGCACAGACCCAACAGCAGGAAACCCAAUCCCUCAUUCCAGACACCACCACCGCCUCUUCUCCUUCUUCCUUCACUCUCCAACUCCAUUCCCGGGACUCCAUCAAACACCCCACCACCCACAAGGACUACAGAUCUCUCACUCUCGCCCGACUCGCUCGUGACUCAGCCCGAGUCAAAUCACUCACCACGAAGCUCGAGAUCGCCGUCAAUGGGGUGGAUCGGAACGACCUGAAGCCGCAGGACUCGUCCGAGUCGGUCAUCGAGUCGGAGGGGAAGGGGCUGGCGGGCCCGAUCGUGUCCGGAACGAGUCAGGGAAGCGGCGAGUAUUUCUCCCGAGUCGGGAUCGGCCGCCCUCCCAAGCCGCUCUACAUGGUGCUCGACACCGGCAGCGACAUCACGUGGGUCCAAUGCCAGCCCUGUACGGACUGCUACCAGCAGGCCGAUCCCGUCUUCCAGCCCUCUUCCUCUUCUACCUUCUCGUCUCUCUCCUGCGAAUCUCAGCCGUGCAAAUCUCUCGACGUGUCGGCGUGUCGUAAUGACACCUGCCUCUACCAGGUAUCCUACGGCGACGGAUCGUACACCGUUGGAGACUUCGUGACGGAAACCCUAACGUUCGGUGACUCCGCCUCUGUCAGCAACAUCGCCCUGGGCUGCGGCCACGACAACGAAGGCCUCUUCGUGGGGGCCGCAGGCUUGCUAGGCCUCGGUGGUGGGUCCCUCUCCUUCCCAUCCCAGGUCUCUGCAUCGUCCUUCUCCUACUGCCUCGUCGACCGCGACUCGACCUCGACCUCCACCCUCCAGUUCGGCCCCGACGGCACUAACAGCGUCGUCACGGCUCCGUUACUCCGCAACCAGAAACUCGCUACCUUCUACUACGUCGGCCUGACGGGCAUGAGCGUCGGCGGCGAGAUACUUUCGAUCCCGCCAUCAUCCUUCGGGAUGGACGAAAGCGGCGACGGAGGCGUCAUCCUCGACUCUGGAACAGCCAUCACUCGCCUCCAGUCCGACGCCUACAACUCGCUGCGCGACGCCUUCGCCAAGGGCACGCGAGAUCUGCCGUCCACCUCUGGUGUCGCUCUGUUCGACACGUGUUACGAUCUGUCGUCGAGAUCGAGCGUCGAGGUUCCGACGAUCGCCUUCCAUUUCGCAGGCGGGAAAUCGCUGCCGCUGCCGGCGAAGAACUACCUAAUUCCGGUAGACUCGACGGGUACCUUUUGUCUUGCCUUCGCUCCGACGUCCUCCUCACUGUCCAUAAUCGGAAACGUGCAGCAGCAGGGCACACGUGUCAGCUUCGAUCUGGAUAAGACGGUGGUGGGGUUCGCCCCUAAUAAAUGUUAGGGUUGCUACGGACGGUUUUGCCCCUGCUUGGGAGAGUUAUUUACUGCCUUUUUUUAUUCCAUGCCCUAAAGGCAUAAAAAUGGGAAGGCGGUGGGAUGCGUGCUUGAUAAUAAUGAAAAGGGAUGAUGGUUUGGUGGGAGCGUUGGGGUUUGUUAUUAUUAUAUAUUUAGUGCAUUGUAUAGUAUAUAGCAUAGUGGCAUUAAUGAAAUUUUAAGAUAAUGUAUGGGCCUUUUGUUUCUGUAUUGGGAGAGUAGGGGUUGUAGUGGUUAUUUACAAAGUUGUAACGGAAGACAACAGUCGUCAGUAAAAUUUAAAUAUUCUAUUUUA
Messenger RNA from Magnolia sinica, 1858 nucleotides. Its product is annotated as protein ASPARTIC PROTEASE IN GUARD CELL 1-like. Lineage: Eukaryota; Viridiplantae; Streptophyta; Magnoliopsida; Magnoliales; Magnoliaceae. Bases 38 to 1531 code for a protein of 497 amino acids. Gene Ontology annotation, biological process: proteolysis. Gene Ontology annotation, molecular function: aspartic-type endopeptidase activity. The transcript is spliced from 2 exons. The record is from RefSeq and is a predicted model, not a curated record.